AUGGAGAAAGACUACAAAGCUCGCAAAGAGGCAUUUGUGUCCAAUCUCUCCGGUGGGGAUAUCAACGAAAUCAAUACAGUUGCCCUCGUGGCAUCGGUAUCAGCGCUAUUAUGGUCUACGCUACAGUCACGCAUCUCUUUCUUUUCUCCAUAUACCCCUAAAGCGCUUGUCGCUGAUUUUCUGCUCAAUGUUGUCGCCAUUCUCUUUUCGACAACAGUAUAUUCGACCUCUCCUUUGCUCCUGAAUAUUCUUCUCCUCACGCCUGUCGUAUUUAUUCUGCUAAGGUUUAAACCGGUUUAUUCGCGGCAGAAGCAAGCGAAGCCUUCGCGAGCAAAUCAACAGCAGAAUGCGGCCGGAUCUGACAAGUCGAACGAUGCGACCAAGAGCCCAGAAUCCUCUCCGGUGCACCCCUUUCUUACUACAUAUCGAGCUGCGAUGAUGGUGGUGACAUGCAGCUCCAUUCUUGCUGUGGACUUUCCGAUCUUCCCUCGGCGAUUCGCUAAAGUUGAGAACUGGGGUACUUCGCUUAUGGAUUUGGGAGUGGGUUCUUUCGUCUUCUCAGCUGGUGUCGUGUCAGCUCGUUCUAUACUCAAGGCCCGAGCAGCCGGGACAUCUCAACAGUCAAAUUUACUUUGGAGACUUGCCGCAGCAUCUCGACAUUCCAUACCUUUACUUGUAUUGGGCCUGAUACGCUUGUAUAGUGUCAAGGGUCUCGACUAUGCCGAACAUGUAACGGAAUACGGCGUACACUGGAACUUCUUUUUUACGCUUGGGUUUUUACCCCCUUUUGUGGAGAUUUUUCACUCUUUAUAUUCCAUUAUUUCAUCAUACGAGCUCUUAGCCCUUUUUACAAUUACGGUUUAUCAAGUUGCCCUAGAGUCCACGGACUUGAAAGCUUAUAUCCUCGUGUCGCCGCGUGGCCCCGACUUGCUUUCGAAAAAUCGGGAGGGCGUAUUUUCAUUCAUCGGAUAUCUCGCUAUUUUCCUCUCUGGUCGGGCCACCGGUCUUCGAAUUAUCCCUCGAGGAACGGCUAACAACAAACCAUCCUCGGCACAACAGGCUAGAAAGCGCGUGCUGAUUUCUCUAGCAAUUAUGGCCGUAGGCUGGGCAGUGCUCUUCUUUUUCAAUUCUACGCCAGCUUUUGGAUACGGCGCCCGGAUUCCGGUAUCCCGCCGUUUAGCAAAUAUGCCGUACGUCUUCUGGGUGUCUGCAUUUAAUAAUGCGCAAAUAUUCCUGUUCUGUCUCAUCGAAACACUGCUUUUCCCAUCAGUGCACAAAGCCACCGAAAAGGAGACGGAGGCAGAGAAGAGCAAUUUCGCAACUAGCCGCAUCAUGGCCGCAUUUAAUAAGAAUGGGUUGGCUGUCUUCUUAAUAGCAAACCUGCUUACCGGAGCUGUGAAUUUGUCGUUCAAUACGUUGGAUGCAAACGCCUGGCAAUCAUUGGCUAUUUUGGUUGCUUACAUGGCUUUCGUCACUGCUUUUGCCUUGGGCUUACAGGCUUCCGGGCUGAAACUGAAGAUAUAG
Talaromyces stipitatus ATCC 10500 is the source of this 1524-nucleotide messenger RNA. Its product is annotated as GPI anchor biosynthesis protein Gwt1, putative. The record is from RefSeq and is a predicted model, not a curated record. The transcript has 2 exons. Lineage: Eukaryota; Fungi; Ascomycota; Eurotiomycetes; Eurotiales; Trichocomaceae. Gene Ontology annotation, molecular function: glucosaminyl-phosphatidylinositol O-acyltransferase activity. Bases 1 to 1524 code for a protein of 507 amino acids. Gene Ontology annotation, cellular component: membrane; endoplasmic reticulum. Gene Ontology annotation, biological process: protein localization to plasma membrane; GPI anchor biosynthetic process.